This is a messenger RNA of Stylonychia lemnae, 1923 nucleotides long. The record is from the annotation of a GenBank genome assembly. NCBI's taxonomy places the organism in Eukaryota, Ciliophora, Spirotrichea, Sporadotrichida, Oxytrichidae.
AUGGAGCAUCAUAUGAAUAAUCAAAAUGCUCAUCACGAUUCUGCCCACAAGGGCGCUCAUUUAGAUCCGAAUGAUCCAGCUUAAACUCUUGGAAACUAAGGCAUAAAGGAGAAAAAGACGUUUUAUCUAGAGACAUCAGCUUUUCUUACUGGAGUAAAUAUAGUAGAGAAAGGACCUAAGAGACUUGACGAUAAUAUCCCCAAAUCAGCUGAAAUAAAUUAGCAUCAUUUAAAAUUAAAUGAACUCAUUUCUGAUCUAGGUGGUAAAAUAUCAGAUGUGAUUAAAGAUCACGAAAACGAUUUCUUCGUAGCUUUCAAAAAUAAAAUGUAUGCCAUAAUGAAAGAAAUGAGAGAGUUAAAAGAAAAAGCUAGCAGUGAAAGACAUAAAGCUAAAUAAGAAGCAAGACUUAUAAAUUUGGAAAAAGAAAGAGAUUGGUUCAGACGAGAAGCACUCAAACUAGAUAAGAUGUGCAAAGACCAUAAAAGAAUAUUAAAUAAACUAAAAGCGACUUUAGAAAAUAUUGAAGAGGAUAGGGAUUUCUUUUAAGAGUAACUUUUUAAUGCCAAAAAAGUUAACAAGGCUUUACUAAUGGAGUUAGAAAAGUAUAAAAACUCAUUAAUGAACGUUGGAUCUGAGCAGUCAGGCUUUAAUACAAUGAAACUUUAAUAUCAAUAGCCAUUAGCAAUUCAAGAGGAUGAUUCAAAAUAUCAAAAGAAGUAAAACUCAACUUCAAAGCUGAAAGCAAAGAUUGAUUAGGCUUUAAAAUAGAAUCCUGAUGAUAUUAAUGAUAUGAUUUAUGAUGAAGAAGGAGGUGAAAAUACAGACUUUAAGUAUAAAGACGAGUUCGAUGAUAUAGAUUACAAAUACUUAGAAGAUGGAGAUGGAGGAGCGAGAGCCUCGGACUAUAAAUUUUUACAAUCAUAACUCUUGAGUACUGCUUAAAAGGAAAGAACUCAAAAACUAGAAUAAAGAGCUAUAGAACCUCCUGUAUCCAAUAGUGGAAUGGUUUCAAUUGAAGAAUACAGAAAAAUUGUUUAGGAGAACGCUGAAUUAAAGGAAAGAGAGAUUAAGUAUACUGAAACAAUAAGGCAUCUGAAAAAUUAGAUAGACUCUGAAAAGAAGAAUGCUAGAUCUUUGAGAGCUGAUAAAGUUAACUUCAUGAUGCAAAGAAAUGAACUAGAAGAAUUUUUCCUGUAAUGUAUCGAAGAAGUUCGUAAAGAUAUAGUGAAGAGGAAAUCAAUUACAACUAGCUAUUAAUCAAAGAAGAAUUUGAAGAGAUCAACAUCUACAGCAUCUAUGUCAAAGCAAGGAAGCCAAGCAUACUAGGAAGAAAAUUAAAUCCCAAAUGCUAAACUUGAUUAAUAUACAGCAACUGAUAAAAGGAAAGUAAUUGAACUGUUGAUGUCUAAUGAAAAUGUCUUACUAUUCCUCUAUGAAAAGUUGUUUCCUGCCACUAAUUUAUCUUCGCAAAGCACAUAAUCAAGAUAAAAUACUGCUGCAAUGAGUUUGGGAAGUGGUAUGAGAUUCACUACUGAUUCUGGCAUUCCCAUAGGAAAUCCUUAUAUUGGAUCAUAAUCAACAAUGCAAGGAAGGUCUUAAACUUCCGUGGGUGGAUCUAGGAUUAAUAUUAACAGAGCCAAUAUGAAUUCACUAGGAGGAUUCGGUGGUGGAAUUGAUCCCAAUGUUAUCACAUAGAGUACCUUACCAUAAGCGACUGCUGCAGGAAUGAGCAUUUAGAACAAUAUCUAAAAUCUAAAUCUAAACAUCAACCUUUCAAAAGGAGCAUAUGGAGCACAAUAAUUCUUACCCUAAUCAUUCACAAAUAAUAGAGGCGCUACAGCUCCUAUAGGAUAAGCCAGAACCAAAAAGGGAAUGCAAGUUUAAUUAAAUGCUUUGGGCAAGGGCAAUAAAUAUGCUAUUUGA